Molecule: messenger RNA, 678 nt
Organism: Pleuronectes platessa (European plaice)
Lineage: Eukaryota; Metazoa; Chordata; Actinopteri; Pleuronectiformes; Pleuronectidae
Product: filamin A-interacting protein 1-like
Exons: 3
Coding region: 1-678 (225 amino acids)
Source: RefSeq, a predicted model, not a curated record
AUGCGAUCCCGCAGCAACAGUCUGGAGGACAUAACCAAGGCCAAGCUGGUGCAGGCGGACACGCGCAAGCGAUCUGCCGAACGCGAGGAGCCAUCGGGAAGGGCCGAGCGCCGCAGCCGGUACCGUGAGCCGCCGGAUGACACCGGAACCAUCCAGCGGAACCACAAGACGGCCAAGAACUGCACCAGCUCCGGCGGGAGCGGCACCAGCAGCAGCAGCGGUGCCACGAAGGCCGGUCGCAGGGAGAAGGGCAGGGACCUCUCCCGGGAUGACCUGGUCUUUCUGCUGAGCCUGCUGGAGGGAGAGCUACAGGCCAGAGACGAGGUGAUCACAGUCCUGAAGGCGGAGAAAAUUGACCUGGCCCUGCUGGAGGCCAAAUAUGGCUUUGUCACACCGCAGAAGGUCCUGCAGGCUCUGCAGAGAGACGCCAUCCAGGGCAAGGCGGACGACUUCCAGGAGGACAUCUACGAGAGGCCCAUGGUUGAGCUGGAUAAACUGGUGGAGAAGCAGAGGGAGACGCACCGGCGGAUGCUGGAGCAGCUGCUGAUGGUGGAGCAGUCGCACAAACAGGCCCUGUACAAGCUGGACGACGAGAAGAGGAACCACGGCGAGUUCAUGAAGAAGAGCGACGAGUUCACCAACCUGCUGGAGCAGGAGCGCGAGAGGUCGGUGCACUAA